Molecule: messenger RNA, 2995 nt
Organism: Hydra vulgaris (swiftwater hydra)
Lineage: Eukaryota; Metazoa; Cnidaria; Hydrozoa; Anthoathecata; Hydridae
Source: RefSeq, a predicted model, not a curated record
AUUAUCGCUAAUUUAAAUUUAAAAAAUUGAUUUGAAAAUUUAUUUCUUGAUUAUACAAUUUAUACACACUAUGGAUUAAAAUAAGCCAUACAUUUAAUUAAAUAUAUGGUUGAAAAUAUAGUUGAAAAUGUAAAUGAGCCAGAACUCGCACUUUCUAUCUACUUGCAUUUUCAUUAUUUAACUUUAUCUGUUUCUGCAUGCUCUAAAAACUUUUUUUUUUUUCUCACAUUUCAAUUCUUUGGAACUCUCUCCCAUUCUUAUGUUUUCCUAACUCAUAACUCCUACAAAAUUAUAUUUUCUUUUUUCUACCACGUCAAAAUUGAAACUUAGCUGGGAUGAACCUUUGGAAAAAAAUGGUGUAAUUAUAGGGUAUGAAGUCUCUGUUGAAGAUACGUGCUCUAACUAGAGAAGGAAAAGGAUUAAAGGAUUAACAGCUUAUUUGAUAGGAACAACAAAUACUCUUGGUAAUAUAUAGAGGAAUUGACCGCUGUUUUACUGCGCAAGCUCUUCAUCCAACUAAAGUUUAUAGCUUUACAGGUUCAACUUGGAUGAGUGAGGGUAGAUGCGAAAGUUUACCCAGAACACGUCGAAUCAGCAUGCAAUAAAAAUCAAAAUGGCACAAAAUAAUACAUAUGCAAAGAAACAUGAAAACAUUCUUUAUAGCCAAGAGUUUAAGUUAAACUUUAGUAAAAGUGUUGGAGUAGAUUGGAAAAUUCUUGGACUUUGGUUAAAUAUUCAAGAAAACUGUAUUGACACAAUUGAUCAUGAUAAACCCAAUACCCUUGAAAAAGCAUAUAAAAUGCUAACUACGUGGAUGCAAAUGAAUGAUAAUCCAACACUUGAGGAGUUGAAAACAGCUUUAAGGAACAUGGAUAGAAUUGAUCUAAUAAGAAAAAUAGAUGAAUUAACAAAAACUUCAAGUUCACCAGAAAGUUCUACCAGAACUUCUUCUAAGAAAGAAACUUCGAGUUCACCAGAAAGUUCUACCAGAACCUCUUCUAAGAAAGAUAUAUCAGAGAUAUGCACAGCACUCAAAAGUUUAUAUCUUUCAAGUUAUGUGAAAAUAAAUGAAGUUCAAGUACCACUAAAAUCACCUGCAAAUGUCAAUUUAAUGCAUAAAUUCGUUGAUCUAUGUAUUGUUGAUGCAGUCAAUGCUCAAACAGAUGCUGUAUUAAGUGAACGAAAAAAAUUUCUUCAAAAGCAAUUGAGUUAUACACCAAUUCCAUAUAGUGAAAUAUUUAUGAAAGAUAAAUCUGUAACAAUAAUAUCUGGAAUAGCUGGUAUUGGGAAAACAUGGUUGCUUAGAAAAUGUUUGCUUGAUUGGUCAAAUGGUCUAAUUUGGAAAAAUGUUAAACUUGUGUUUUAUUUGGAAUGCAGAAGGCUUAAUCAAUAUCAAAAUAUUUCUAAUAUUCAUGAAUUACUAAAUGUUUUUUACAAAGAUAUUAUAAAUGAUUUUGAUAUUAGUACUCAUUCUACGCUGUUUAUAAUUGAUGGAUUAGAUGAGUUUAAAUAUCUAAAUGAGUUAAUAAAUUGCAGUUCGAGUUGUAACUAUCCAAUUGUUAAUGUUUUAACAGAAAUUCGAAAAUAUAAGUAUGUAGUUGCUGGCAGAGUUCAUGCAAUUGAUCAGUAUCAAAGUAUAUCUACAGAGGAUUGUGAAAAGAUAAACAUUCAAAUUAUGGGAUUUAAUGAAGGCGGAAUAAAUAACUAUAUAGAAAAUAAUGUUUUAGAGGAAAAAAAAGAUGUUGUGAAAGCAACUUUGAAGGAAUCUGCAUAUGCAAAAUCAAUGUCAUCUGUUCCAUUUUUUUUAUCUUUCAUGUGUAGGAUUAUUAGUAAUUCAAAAAGUUUAUACAAAAAUUCUUUUUUAACAAUGACAGACUUGUAUGCAAAUAUUUUUUUACAUUUUUUGCAAAAACACAUUAUCAAAAACAAUGAAUCGAUUUUUCAAUUUAUGAAAAACAAUUCCAAUAAAGAAUAUAUUUUAAAUAUUUGUAAAAUUGCGUAUCAAUUGUUUGUUGAAAAUAAAGUCAUUUUUUCCAAAGAAGACAUUCAAACCUUUAUCAUUGACUUUGAUAAAAAUGAAGAAACUUUUUUUGGAUUUAUUGAAAGGAUUGAAACAAGUCUAGGUGAAUAUAUUUAUCAAUUUGCACAUUUGACAAUAAUGGAGUUUUGUGCAUCUAUAUAUGCAUAUAAUUGUUUAAGUAGUGAAGAGAUUAUGACUAAUGAAAAGCUGAAGAGUUGUUUAUCAAUGAUUUGUGGUUUAACCAAUAAAAAUCUAAAUAGUUCCUUAAAGUUUCUUGUUAACCUGAAUCCUUUAAAACAAACUUGUGAAGAUUCUUUAUUUUUGUUUUCUAUUUUUGAUCGUCUACUUAAAUUAUCUCAUCAAAGUAUUGAAGAAAACGAUUUGCAACUUGAAACUUAUUACGUUAGUUUAUUCAAUGAAUGUUUUUAUGAAAGUCAAUCAUCAUUAACUGAUGAAAUAAAAUUAAUCGACGAUGAACGAGGGUGGGAGAUUUUGAUUAACGAUGGAAAACCUUCUUACGAAACUUCUUGUGAAAAUUAUUUCGUGAAUCAUUACAUUAAAUCUGGAAGAAAGUUAUCGGUGUUACUUGUUAAUAAAAAUAUUUUAAGUGAUGAAGAAAAAAAUCUUAUAAUUCAAUGUUCUACAAAUGUUUGCCAAAUCUACAUUUGGUGUCCAAUUAAAUUAGAAGGAUGGAAACCGAAAGAUAAGAUUAAAGACUUGAGGAUAAACAUCUCAUGUUAUUUAAUAACGAAAAAAGAUUUUAAAGAAAAUUUUCUUCCGUGGAUUAAUCUUUGUGAAGGAUUAAGUCUUGAACUUCACGACGACAUCGAUUUCAUUGAAGAGAUUUGUGAAUGGAUUCGUUGUUUGAAUGUCAAGAGGUUGUGGAUCAUGUACCGUGGAAAAGUUUUUCAUAACUUCGAUGAAUUAAAAAACUUUAUAACACAUUAAAAAAUCUAUUAUCUUAAUUAAAAUAUA